AAAGACUACAAAUUAAAAAUAGAUUUAUUGAAAAUAUUUGAAUCUCACGUGAGGCCUAGUCGGUGGCUAAUCCUCGCGCGUUAGCAAAGAAGUUAACGUUAGCUAGCAACUUUUAAACGGCGGGAACUUUUAUUUUUAUUCAGAGUCGCUCUGCUGUCAGAGCUGUGAAAGUUCGCUAGCUAGCAAAUUAUUUAUUACCUCAUGUGAACAUAAAGACGCGAAUCUUUUAAAUACGGUGUAAAGCGGGAUUAAAGUGAUAACGCUGGUGACGUUUUGGCAGUUUUUAUCACAGCACCGAGUCCUUGUACGAAUCUGCUGUAGAGCUUCAUUUUAAUGGAGUGUAAUGUUAUAAUGCGGUUAUAUAUUGUUUAUAAUGUCAAGAUCCGUCGUGUUCCACACCAUGGCCCGUAUCCCUCACGGCGAGUUCCUCCUGGAGCAGCUGAGGAAGCAGAGGGAGCGAGGUUUCCUGUGUGACUGCACCGUGGUCAUCGGCCAGGCUCGCUACGAAGCUCACCAUAAUGUCCUGGCGGCCUUCAGCGAAUAUUUCUCCACACAGUGCAUCGAUGCCCGAAGAGAAGACUCCACCAUUACACUGGACCCUGAGUGGGUUAACAGUGCCAUGUUCGAGAAACUGCUGGAUUACAUGUACACGGGGAACUUGGAGAUGGACGGGGAUGAAAUCCCAAACGUUCAAAACGCAGCAUCCUACCUUGGGAUACAGGAGGUCCUGGCUCUCUGUUCUUCCACCGCUGACACAGAAAGCACUGUCCCUGUGACGGACACUCUCUUUGCCGAUCCUCGUUCUCCACUCAGCCCGGACGACUACGAACCGCUGGAGCCACUUGAGGAAGUGGAGGAAAGGGAAAUGCUGAGGAAGGAGGAAGAGAAGAAAUCGGGAAUGUUUCAGGAAAAAGCAGCGCCAGUUGAUGAUUCUCAGUUAUCCAGUGAGCAAACUCCACAGGGCACAGAGAAGAGGAUACGGAAGCCCAGGACUCGUCUUUAUGAAGAGGACGAUGACUUCACGAGGAAGGAAAGCCCGCUUACACCGAGAGGACGAGGCAGAGGAAGGGGAAGGCCGAGAGGACGGCCUCGGACGAGACCAUUAGAUUCUGAUAAAGUGGACCCUAUGGUGAUGGACAAGAGUCCAGUGACAGAGACUGCUGUAGCGCGGAGAGGAACUGGAAGACCGAGAGGGCGUCCACGUACAAGACCACUGUCUUCUGAAGCGGUAGACUCUGUCAGUGCUGAAGAAAACAGCACAGUGGCGAACAAUGAAGAAAUCGAAACCGAGACAGAGCAGUCAGAACCGUCCAAGUCUGUAAAUCCACAAGGAGACACACAGGGAGUAAGCAUAAACAACGAGGAAGUAGAAAACAAAACGCCAUCGGACGCUGAGAAUCCUAAAGAGGCUGUGGUCACAAAGCGAGGAAGGGGUCGACCACGAACCAAAUCUCUGCCUUCUGAGGCCACGGACAUCCAGAACCCAGAGGAGACGUUCUCGCAGAUCAUACAAAAAGAAGGUGUGCGUAAGAGAGGCAGGCCGCGUUCCAAACCUCCGCCGUCUGAAAUGCCAGAAUCCGACAACACGGAGGGAGGAACGGAACAGGACGAGGGACCGGAUCAGGAGAACAACCAGCCAAAAGCGUCCUCGUCCGAGCCCCUCGAUGACAAACGGGAACUUCCAGAAAACUCCAAGAAGCUCCGGACGAGCACCAGGAAGCGGAGCCUGAGCCGAAAGCUGAGAGAGAGCCAAGCCAGCAACGAUGAAAACGAGCAGGAUGAGGCGGCGGAGGAGGAAGGCAGCGAAGAGUGGGAGGAGGAAAAGGAUGUCAAGGUGUCGCAAAACAAGCUGCGGCCCAUCUGCAACAUCUGCGGGAACCUGUUCUCUGAAAUGAGCAGCCUGCGCAGACACAUGCGCAUACACAAGGGGCUUAAACCCUAUCAGUGCCAGCUGUGUGGACGCUGCUUCAGGCAGGGAAACCAGCUCAAGACGCACCUGCGGAUUCACACAGGUGAAAAGCCAUUCUCCUGCAGCCGCUGUGAUGCCUCCUUUGCACAGAAAUGUCAGUUGGUGUAUCACUGCCGUAUGCAUCAUGGAGAGGAAAAGCCUCACAAGUGUGACGUGUGUCCUGCAGCUUUCGCUACGUCCAGCAAUCUUAAAAUCCACAUGAGGACACACAGCGGGGAAAAGCCAUAUGAAUGUGGGGAAUGCGGGAAGCGUUUCACUCAGGCGAGCACGCUGAUGUACCACAAGCGCCGACACACGGGGGAGAAACCCUACGUCUGUGACACCUGUGGUAUGGCCUUUGCUGUGUCCAGCUCCCUCAUCUCACACACCAGGAAGCACACAGGAGUGACUCCUUACAUCUGCCUGGACUGUGGGAAACCCUGCUUAACAUCUGGCGAGCUCAGGAAGCACAUGGACAUCCAUAAUGGUUCAAGAAGAGUGAUCUGUAAUAUAUGUGGAAGCACUCUCUCUGAUAUUUAUAGCCUAAAGAAGCACCAGGCUCUAAAACACAAAGCCCCUCCGGAGCAAGACAACGAGCCAAAGAAAUCCGAAUCCGUCGAGUGUCCGAUCAACAUCCCGAUCGAUCACCAGGGUCUGAUAGCCCGAGUGAGGUCCGUUCUAUCGGAAUCCCCAGAGCCAAGCUUCCCAGAUGAAUCCCCUCUCACUUCUGAGGCCUCCAUGAUCAUCCAUCAGCCUGAAACCCCAAUGAUCAUCAAACAUUCUGAAGCUGCAGAAGCACCGAUGAUCAUCCAGCAUGCGGACGGUUCAGGAACCCAAAUGAUCUCAGGAUCCCCAAUGAUCAUCCAACACGCAGAGUCCUCUGAGGCUCCUAUGAUCAUCCAGCACACGGAAGCAGGAGGAACACCAAUGAUCAUCCAGCAUUCGGAAGCAGGAGGAACACCAAUGAUCAUCCAGCAUUCGGAAGCAGGAGGAACUCCAAUGAUCAUCCAGCAUUCGGAAGGUUCGGAGACACCACUGAUUAUCCAACAUGCCGAUUCCUCAGGAGCACAAAUGAUCUCAGGAUCGCCAAUGAUCAUCCAACAUGCGGAUCCCUCCGAGACCCCCAUGAUCAUCCAGCAUUCGGAAGCUACAGGAUCGCCGAUGAUCAUCCAACAUGACGAGUCCUCAGAAACCCCAGUGCUCAUUCAGCAUGGAGAUUCUGGGGAGCAAGUGAGUUAUGUUGUGGAGCAGUAUGAAAUCCCUGGUUCCUCAGACAUUGAACAUGCUCAGAUCGUCAUCGUACAGACUAUCGAUUAAGAUCACAUCUGGAGAACAUCUGGCCUCCACAGUGUAUCUGUUGCAGUACAGAUUAGUUUUAGAGUGGUUCUAGUCUUUGUAAGAUGGAGACAAUCUUCAGUGUGUUUCAGAGACUGCUGCACCAGGAUGUCCUUUUUAGGUAGUUUUUUUUUUUUUAUUUAAGCUUUAAGUAUCUGGAAAAAAAAAAGAUUUAAAGAAUUGAUCAGACGAUCAUGUCAACAGUGCUGUUCUUCUGCUCAGUGUCAUUUUAUAAUUGUAUGGAUUAAACAGUCGCUUUUUGCAUAAAAGCAGAAUGGAGGAACGCUUGAGUUUUGCUCUUAACCUGAUAUUGUGUGAUAUUGCUACUAAUUUUUUGUUUUUUGUUUUUGGGGGAAAAAACAUGACAAAUGAUCAAUUGUCUGGCUUGGUGUUAUUUUUCAUAAAGUCUGUGGAUUUUUAAAAACAACACUGACUCUUAAAACAAAAACCUAUGUUUUGACAAAUUAAAUUUCCUUUUUGAUGUGGA
Molecule: messenger RNA, 3770 nt
Organism: Hemibagrus wyckioides
Lineage: Eukaryota; Metazoa; Chordata; Actinopteri; Siluriformes; Bagridae
Gene: mynn
Product: myoneurin
Exons: 8
Coding region: 374-3265 (963 amino acids)
Biological process (GO): regulation of transcription by RNA polymerase II
Cellular component (GO): nucleus
Molecular function (GO): RNA polymerase II cis-regulatory region sequence-specific DNA binding; DNA-binding transcription factor activity, RNA polymerase II-specific; protein binding
Source: RefSeq, a predicted model, not a curated record